Messenger RNA from Nicotiana attenuata, 762 nucleotides. RefSeq lists its product as uncharacterized. Bases 1 to 762 code for a protein of 253 amino acids. NCBI's taxonomy places the organism in Eukaryota, Viridiplantae, Streptophyta, Magnoliopsida, Solanales, Solanaceae. The transcript has 2 exons. The record is from RefSeq and is a predicted model, not a curated record.
AUGCAGACCCACUAUUCUGAUACCCUAGCUGAUCAGAAGAAAGAAUGCCUACAUCAAUUGGAGAAAUGGUCAUUAAUAGAGGAAAAUGCAUUGCAGAAAAUGUCCAGGGCUACUUGGAUUAGGCUGGGUGACUCAAACAACAAAUAUUUCACCGCCAUAAUGAAGGAAAAGCAAACUCAGAAGCAGAUUCUUGAGAUUAACUCUUUAACAGGUGCAACACCUAGCUUACCAGCUGUCAAUAGAUUGGAUAUGAGGAAUGGUCCUUGUUUAUCACAUGCACAACAGACAGAAUUGUGUGCCAAUGUUACAGAGUCAGAAAUCUAUGAUCGGUUGAAUGCAAUUGGGGACUGUAAAGCCCCAAGGAUAGAUGGGUUUAAUGCUUUAUUUUUUAAGAGAUCAUUGCCCAUUAUCAAGAAAGAUGUCUGUGAAGCAGUGAAGGAAUUCUUUGAUACAGGGAUCAUAGACAGGGCCAUAAAUUGCACCACACUCACCUUACUGCCAAAAGUUGCCAACCAGAUACAGUAUUAUCGACUCAUAUCAUGUUGCACAGUAUUGUAUAAGCUGAUUUCCAAAGUCAUAACUCGAAGAAUGCAAAAAGUUAUGAGUCAUAUCAUCUCGGACUCACAAGCAGGCUUCAUCCCGGUGAGAAGAAUAACAGACAACAUAAUAUUAGCUCAUAAGCUUGUUAAGUCAUACAACAGGAAGCACAUUUCUCCUAGAUGCAUGAUAAAGGUGGACUUAAGAAGGCUUAUGACUCUGUAG